CGGACCUAGUUAUAUAAAAAAAAAUGAAGCACAGGUGAAAUCAGGAGCCGCAGCCAGUUUGAUAAAAUAUCUUAUGGCAUCGUAAAAAUAUUAUUGUAUGCAAUAUAACGUCUCAUAUAGUAAAUUAUUUUCGAGGUAAUAUCAACAUACUAUACAAUGUAAUGCACUGUUUUGAAUAUUUAACAGUUUAUAAAUAUAUUUCAAACGAUCGCGAAAUUUAUAUAGCAUUGAAAGGGUAAUGAGUGCUAGUAUUCCGCACCGUAAGCUAGCAGCAAGCACACCAAAAUGUCGCUCAUCGUUUACAUUACCAUAACGUUUGUAAUCGUAGCAUUAAUAUUUAGUUUAUAUCAAAAAUCUACUAAUGCGAUAUGUACGUCAAAAAAGAGGCUGGAUGGAAAGACCGUAAUCGUCACUGGAGGAACAACAGGUAUCGGCUUAGAAACAGCAACGGACUUCGCUGAAAGAGGCGCUCGAGUCAUCAUCGCCUGUCCCUUUCAAAACGAAGGAGAGGAUGCCCUAAAAUUGAUCACAGAAAAAACAGAAAACAAGGAUGUAGUCUUCAAACUGCUUGAUUUAUCUUCAUUAGCAUCAAUCAGAAAAUUUGCAGCAGACAUCCUUGAUACGGAAAAAAGAUUGGAUAUUUUAAUAAACAACGCCGGUGUUGGAGUCGGCGGAGAAACUACAGAUGAUGGAAUGAAUUACAUCAUGCGAGUGAACUAUUUUGGACCAUUCUUAUUAACUUUAUUAUUGUUACCGCUCUUGAACAAGACUGGAACGAUAUUUGAACCCGCUAGAAUAGUCAAUGUUUCAUCUGUAUUACAUAAUUUUGGUUCUAUUAAUUUCGACAAAGUUAAUGUCGCCAAUUAUGGGUUAGGAAUUCUAUUAUACUCGAAUAGCAAGCUUGGUCUCAUAUUAUUUGCUCAUGAAUUGAGUAAGAAACUGAAAGGAAAUGUCGUUGUGAACUGUGUUGAUCCUGGUUACGUUGGAACCAGGAUAUUCGUUAAGUCUGGAACAAUUUCUGGAAUAAUUCUGUUAAUUAUCGCAUUAUUGUUUUUCAAAACGCCCUGGUAUGGUGCUCAGACGACAAUAUUUGCGGCAUUGGGCAAGGAGGCGGGGAAGGCGAGCGGACAAAUUUUUAAGAAUUGUCAGUUGUCCCGAGCGAAACAAUCUGCCUACGAUGACGAAACGGCUGCGAAGCUGUGGAACAAGUCUAUCAGUUGCGUCAAGUUGAGCAGUGAAGAGCUCGCACAAUGUUUUAGGUGAAUGUUUACGUAUUUGUGUAUGUGAAAAAUGUUUCAGUAAUUUAAAUUAUAU
Messenger RNA from Melitaea cinxia (Glanville fritillary), 1314 nucleotides. Its product is annotated as dehydrogenase/reductase SDR family member 13-like. Lineage: Eukaryota; Metazoa; Arthropoda; Insecta; Lepidoptera; Nymphalidae. The transcript has a single exon. Gene Ontology annotation, molecular function: oxidoreductase activity. The record is from RefSeq and is a predicted model, not a curated record. The coding region runs from base 286 to 1263 and encodes 325 amino acids.